AUGUUCGACACGCCUGGUGAACAGAUGGUCACGUUUAAGUACCAAGUUUUGAUCGGCAAGGACGUGCAGGAGUACACGUUAAAAGCAAACACGCCAAAUCUGUUCAGUUUCUGGGAGAUGGUGCGGCCUUUUCAAGUGGGUAACCAGUGCCACAAAGCGGCGAGGACGAAGCGAGCUCCCCAGCCGCAGACGGAUUUGAUCAUAGAGUUGAACAAUUGCCGCAUCCCUGUGGAUACGCAUGUGCAAUUCUAUAUUUACAUCGAGGGUUAUUUGGACACGACCUACGCUGGAUGGGCGCCGACGACGUUUGACGUGGUCGUAGCUUCUAGGAAGUCGAUUGGUUUCUCGAUGAGCCCAUUCUUAGGUCAGAUGGAUAUCUUCGGAACCUCUUUCGUUGACGGCUCUGCAGCUGUGACGCCAGACGGCUUUACGAUUUCCUUUCGAACGCGUGAUAGGACUGGCU
Messenger RNA from Amoebophrya sp. A25, 463 nucleotides. NCBI's taxonomy places the organism in Eukaryota, Dinophyceae, Syndiniales, Amoebophryaceae. The record is from the annotation of a GenBank genome assembly.